Molecule: messenger RNA, 2972 nt
Organism: Chaetomium strumarium
Lineage: Eukaryota; Fungi; Ascomycota; Sordariomycetes; Sordariales; Chaetomiaceae
Product: Spc98 family-domain-containing protein
Exons: 3
Coding region: 273-2933 (886 amino acids)
Biological process (GO): cytoplasmic microtubule organization; spindle assembly; microtubule nucleation
Cellular component (GO): spindle pole; centrosome; mitotic spindle pole body
Molecular function (GO): microtubule minus-end binding; gamma-tubulin binding
Source: RefSeq, a predicted model, not a curated record
CCAACACUGAACCGGCACCCCGUCGACGCGCUUUAAAAGUGGAAAGCUGCAUACCUUCCUUUUGUCCUGAGCGGUAAAAGGCUUCCAUUGAUCAAACUCGUAGCCGCUAGGUACUCUGUGAUGUCCCAACGAGGCGUUCAGUGAGCCUUUGACCAACUCCAGUGGUUACAAGUUACAACUUACGCGUCUCGUUGAAACUGGGGUAAGCUCCCCGGUGAGGACCGGGGCGAACUCCAAACCAGCAGAAUGCCCAGCUCGGCGGGGUCAAUAAAAUGGCAUAUCUCGCGCAGCUGGGAGCCUUAGUCGACGAACUCGUCGCCGCUGUCAUGCCAAUCCCAGAGGCCCAACAUGAAAGACGGGAUGCUUGUCGCGAGUAUGCGCUGCGAAGUCUGCGCCAUCAUACCUUUACUCGCACAAACCAGUUCGAGGUGCAAGACCGCCUGAACGGACUGGAAGAGCGGUUCUGUGUUGUCGGCCGAGAUGCCUUGGCAGAAGCUCUGCGCAAACGGCUGGACGCCCUAGAGCCGCAUCGUAACCAAACCACGCCCGAGGUAUUGCACUUGCUGCUCGAACUCGCCGACCAGCCGGUGCAGAAGUCCAAGCUUAGCGACUUGGAUGCCCUUGUCCAGCAGCCCAAGGAAGAUGGACCACCCCCGUUGAGCUGGCGAGAGAUCGCUAGGGAAGAUGGCUGGAAACAGGAAAGGGACAUCUGGCGGCUUGUCGAUUAUGCUCCCGGCUCCAGUGAUGAGGAAGAUGAACCGGACGCGCAAUUCGAAGGAUCCCUCGAGUCUCUCACCACAGCGCCUUCAACUGAUGACGGGUAUUGGCGGACCGCGCAAGACCUGGCUACUAAGUCGCAGGGUGAUGAGCUGCUGAAGCAGAUCGAAGACGCCCAGUCGUGGAGACACGCAUCUGCGACCGAUGGGGAGGUCUUGUCUAAGAAAAUUCCGAUCUCGACCCCUCAGCUGCUUCGGGAGGUCCUCUACAUGCUAGCGGGUCUCGAGACGAGCUUGUUUGACUCACGGUGCAAUCCCAUCACGAAAUAUCAGCUCGACGGCGUCUCAUGGGACUCCUACAAGGUGCUGGUUACCUCGUUCGCCGAGUGCGGCCGGAGACUGGCUCCGUUACGAGUCUUUGCCAAGCAUAAGGAGCGGUCACCUCUUCGUCAAGUCUUCCAAGAUUGUGUGCAGAAAGCCAUGCACUCCCUCGAUCUGGAGCUGUCCUCGAUCCAGACCCGCCUCGUCGCUCCCGAGGAGGAUGUCGUCGUAAGCCUUAUGGAAGUUCAAGGGGAGCUGGCUCCCAAACUGGCACCACUGUAUGUGUUAGCAGAAAUCGUGCGUCAAGUCCUGGAGGAGCGAAACACCCACGCCUUCCGGUACCUUGAGCUGUUAUACGACGCUGUUGGGUUGGCACAGUCGCAAGGCGACCUUGCCACAUACCAGCUGCUUGGCACCAUCUUUUUCGAUUGCUUUCAGGUGUACCUGAAGCCCAUUCGGCUCUGGAUGGAGGAAGGAAAGCUUCUGCCUGGAGACCGGACGUUCUUCGUCUCGGAGUCACCAACAAAGCUCCCGUUGCCCCAGAUCUGGAAGAAGCAGUUCAACUUGCUGCGCACGACUGAGGGUAACCUCCAUGCGCCUCGUUUUCUCAGGCCAGCAAUCCACCGUAUCUUCACCGCGGGGAAAAGCAUCGUGGUGCUGAAGCACAUGAGGCAACAUGAAUCAACGACCAGCAAAUACCGCGCCAGUGUCGAGCCGAAGAUGGAUUUUGCGACGGUCUGUCCUGCAGACUCCGAGUUUGCGCCUUUUAGCGAGCUGUUCAGCGCCGCGUUCCACGCGUGGAUCGAGAGCAAGCAUCAUACUGCGGCCACGACACUCCGGGAGCUGCUCUUUAGCUCCUAUGGCUUAUCCCAGGGGCUAAACGCACUUCUCCACAUCUACCUGAUGUCAGACGGCUCAAGAUCCGAUACUUUCGCCUCGUCCAUCUUUCGACAUCUGGACAACUUUAGCAGCAGCUGGAGGGACCGCUUCACGCUGACCGAGAUUGCUCAAGAGGCAUUUUCAGGUUGCACCGAGGCCUACCGGUUGUCUGCGCAGGUUGACACGCGCGGUCCCGCCCACAGCGCACUCGCCUCCCGAAGCUCAGUCCGGCUCGGCCUCCCGGCCAUCCGACUCAAUUAUCGGCUGAGCUGGCCGGUGCAGAUCGUCAUCCCGGAGGAGGCCAUCCAAGGCUACCAAACAAUCUUCACCUUCCAGCUCCAAGCGCGCAGAGCCAUUUCCGUCCUACAGCACCCCAUUCUGGGCUUGCAGCGCAGCGAUGCGCGCGAAGCCAGCAUGGCAAGCUACUUCCUCCUCCGCGCGAAACUCCUCUGGUUCAGCAACACCAUCGCAACUUACCUCAGCACUCUCGUUCUCGCCCCGAACACGGCCAGACUACGAACUGAGCUCUGCGAAGCCGCCGAUGUGGACGACAUGAUCAACGCCCACGCGGCCUUCAUCUCGCGCAUCAUCAAUGAGUCCUGCCAGGGCCCCAAGCUGCAGCCCAUCCAUGCGCAGAGCGCCGAGAUGGCGAGGAGGGAAGAGGAUGAUAUGGAGGUCUCGCGGCUGUCAGUAAUGUCCUCACCAUACAAAUCGCCAGCAAAGGUUCAGGCGUGGGCGAAGGAGAGGAAGAGGGUGCGGGAUGAUGACGAUGACGAGGAGGAGCCGUUGAGUGGGAAGUGGGUGGCCAGGAUGGGGAAAGGCGUAGAUUCCAGGAAGCCAUACCAGUCGGUGAUGAAGGAGUUGAAUGGACAUUUUGAGAGGCAUUUUAGGUUUGUCGCUGGAGGCCUCAGGGGUGUGGCGAGGGCGAGCAGGGAGGAGGCGGCGGCGAAAUGGGAUCUACUGGCCGAGAUGCUUGAGGCUGGAAUCAAAGAACACCUAUAUGCGACACCGCUCUAGGUAUCAUGCGGAAGAUCAGAACGCUUAUAUUGCUCCGCG